UAUCCAACCGUCCUUUAUAUCAAUUUACACGAAUGCCUUUCAGACUAACUAAUGCUCUGCAAACACUUUGUAGAAAUUUAUUAAAAUGGCUUCACGCAGUAAUCUCGGAGAACUAAAAUUAGUGUAAAUCAAAAGUUUGUGUGACAAAUUUGGUUUAACCACAAAAAUGAAGAAGAAGAUGACGACGUGUUCGGCAACGAACCUUAAAUUUUCGAGACAGUUGAUCGUGAUGGCGUUCAACCAAUGGCGAUUCAACCUUCGGCGUUCAACGUAAUCCAGGUGGCAACGCUGCGGGAAUGGAACAGGCGAUGCACAAUUUACGUUUCGAGAAUGUUGACCGCCCUUUCAAGCCAGAGAUGAACUUAAAAACCGUCAAAGAGCUACUCCCAGAAUACAACGGAGAUGGCAACAUAAACGAAUGGUUGAUGGUGGUUAAAAACGUUUGUGAUGUGUUCAAAGUUAGUGAUGACGUCAUGCGUCCAUUAAUUUGCUCACGCUUGAAGGGCAAGGCUAAUUUUUGGCUGUUAUCUCGCCCAUCACUGUUGGCUGGAAGUAUUGACCUAAUUCUGGCACAACUAAAAAUUUCGGAACCAAGGAUAACGUCUUGAAUAUGCGACGCAAGUUUGAAAACCGCAAGUAGCAGUUCGGCGAGAAGUUUGCUAUCUACUAUUUUGACAAGCUUACCCUGCACAAAACAUCGCUAUGAGUGUUCACGAACUAGUGCAGUACUUGAUAGAUGGCAUGCAAAAUGUACAACUUUAAAAUCAAGCGAAACUACUACGAUUUGCAGAGCCUGCUGAUGUGUUGGAAGCCUUUCAAGAUGUAGAGAAACCCAGAGCUCCGGUACAACAAAAUAGGAUGCAAGGAACGUCUUCAUCAAACGCUGCGACCUCGGAACAGAGGGUCAAAUGUUUUAACUGCCAUAGUCUUGGUCAUCUGGCUAAGGACUGCCGUAAGCCUGUACGGGCUGUAGGAGCUUGCUAUGCCUGUGGAGUAGUUCGACACGUGGCUGGAGAGUGUUCAUUGUACAAGAAGAGAGAACAUAGCAACAAAUAUAGUGCCUCAUAGAUCCGUUUCAUUUCAAAAGAAGUCCGUAGUUCCCGUAACGUAAUCAUUGAAGAGAACAAGUUGAAUAAUACCU
Molecule: messenger RNA, 1141 nt
Organism: Drosophila biarmipes
Lineage: Eukaryota; Metazoa; Arthropoda; Insecta; Diptera; Drosophilidae
Product: CCHC-type zinc finger nucleic acid binding protein-like
Exons: 2
Coding region: 859-1068 (69 amino acids)
Molecular function (GO): nucleic acid binding; zinc ion binding
Source: RefSeq, a predicted model, not a curated record